This is a messenger RNA of Penicillium taxi, 1188 nucleotides long. It is a transcript of the gene ppm1, whose product is annotated as protein C-terminal leucine carboxyl O-methyltransferase ppm1. Lineage: Eukaryota; Fungi; Ascomycota; Eurotiomycetes; Eurotiales; Aspergillaceae. Gene Ontology annotation, biological process: C-terminal protein methylation. Gene Ontology annotation, molecular function: protein C-terminal leucine carboxyl O-methyltransferase activity. The transcript has 2 exons. The coding region runs from base 1 to 1188 and encodes 395 amino acids. The record is from RefSeq and is a predicted model, not a curated record.
AUGUGGCUUCCAAGCUUUUCCCGCCUUCUCCACAUCCACGAGCUCCAAGUUUCAAGCUUCCUCAUACCCCUCUCUAUGGCUUCCCCGCACAUUCCUAACCUCAAUACGCUUCGAAGAGGCCGAGGAAGAGGUCGUGGUGCUAGUCGCUCAGUCGAAGAUGGCCACAGUCGCCCAUCUGCUAAAGAUCGCAUCGUACAGGGUACUGAUAAUGACGCCAGCGUCUCCCGACUGAGCGCUGUUGCUCUUGGAUAUAUGGACGACCCCUACGCCACAUCUUUGACGUCCCCGGGAAAUGCGACAAGGAGGCUCCCAAUUAUCAAUAGAGGAACUUAUGUUCGCACUACCGCAAUCGACCAACUCGUUGCUCGCUUCCUCGGCCCAUAUUCACCAAAAUCCAAGCACAAAAAACAAAUAAUCUCUCUGGGGUCUGGAUCAGACACUCGGGUUUUUCGACUUCUUUCUGCGCGCCAACCCUCUGAUCUCAUCUACCACGAACUUGAUUUUCCCGUCAAUACCACUGAAAAGAUUCGUGCGAUCCGGUCAACACCACUUCUACAGCAGGCCUUAGUAAUCAAUUCCCCUGGUGAUGAAGUGACUAUAUCCGAAGCGGGAGAUGGGCUUCAUUCUCCAUCAUACCAUAUUCAUCCGAUUGAUUUACGGUCUCUGUCGUCGAACAGCUCCAUCACAGAAAUACUCCCCGGCGUAGAAAAACAGCUUCCGACUUUGUUGAUUUCAGAGUGUUGUUUGGUGUACCUUUCUCCCUCAGAAGCCGCCCAGGUGGUGACUUUCUUCACAGAGAGUUUACUUGAUUCCACUGUGUCGCUGGGGUUGAUCGUAUAUGAACCGAUUCGUCCUCAUGAUUCAUUCGGUCGAACGAUGGUGUCUAACCUUGCAGCGCGAGGUAUUCAACUUCAAACACUUAAUAAAUACGACUCGCUAGAGGCACAGAGGGCCCGGCUUCUCCAGCAUGGAUUUACCAGCGGCCAAUCUGCGGCUGAUAUCGAUUUUCUCUGGAGGUUCUGGGUGGCCGAGGACGAGAAAGAGCGUGUUGCUAGCCUGGAGAUGUUAGACGAGAUGGAGGAGUGGCAGCUACUUGCGCGUCACUACUGUAUUUCAUGGGGAUGGAGAGAUAUAGAUGCCUCGGCUUUUAGUGGGUGGACCAGCCUAGCUAGUCAGCCUGGUGAAUAA